GCAGAGAACAAAAACAUACAAAACUUUCACUUGUUCAAAAAAUGGCGUCUCUCAAGGUUCCCGCCAAUGUUCCUCUUCCCGAAGAAGACGCUGAGCAACUCAACAAAGCCUUUAAAGGAUGGGGAACCAAUGAGGGGAUGAUCAUAUCAAUCUUGGCUCACAGAAAUGCACCGCAACGCAGUUUCAUUCGUGCUGUUUAUGCUGCUAACUACAAUAAGGAUCUUCUCAAGGAAUUAGACAGAGAGCUUUCCGGUGACUUUGAGCGAGCUGUGAUGUUGUGGACUUUUGAACCAGCGGAGAGAGAUGCUUAUUUGGCAAAAGAAUCUACCAAGAUUGCCAAGCAAGCAUACCAAGCCCGUUACAAAACCUCUCUCGAGGAAGACGUCGCAUACCACACAUCUGGAGACAUUCGAAAGCUCUUGGUUCCUCUAGUGAGCACUUUUAGGUACGAUGGAGAUGAAGUGAACAUGGUGCUAGCUAGAAUCUUGACAACAAGAAGCAAAGCUCAAAUCAGCGCAACUCUCAAUCACUACAAAAACAAUUUCGGAACUUCCAUGACCAAAUACCUAAAGGAGCAUUCGGAAAACGAAUACAUUCAAUUACUCAAAGCCGUCAUCAAAUGCUUGACAUAUCCAGAGAAGUAUUUCGAGAAAGUUCUACGUCAAGCCAUCAACAAAUUGGGAACAGACGAGUGGGGGACUUACGAGAGUGGUCACUACACGAGCAGAGUUCGACAUGGAACGGAUCAAAGAGGAAUAUUUACGCAGAAACAGAUGUGGAACCCAAUGAGGGAUGAUCAUAUCAAUCUUGGCUCACAGAAACGCAGCACAGCGCAGCUUCAAUCCGCGCAGCCAAGCAAGCAUACCAUGCUCGCUACAAGACAUCUCCCGAGGAGGAUGGUCGCAUACCACACAUCUGGACAUGUUCGAAAGCUAUUGGUUCCUCUUGUGAGCACCUUCAGGACGAUUCCAACGAUGAUUAUUGUUCAAUUACUCAAAACCGCGAUCAAAUGCUUGACAUAUCCUGAGAAGUACUUUGAGAAGGUUCUACGUCGAGCCAUCAACAAGAUUGGAACAGACGAGUGGGCACUUACUAGAGUGGUCACUACGCGAGCAGAGGUCGACAUGGAGCGAAUCAAAGAGGAAAUACUUACGCAGGAACAGCGUUCCUCUUGAUCGAGCCAUUGCUAAUGACACUUCUGGUUACUACAAGGAUAUGCUUCUCGCCCUUCUUGGACAUGACCAUGCUUGAAACAACAUCAUCGUUUCAUUGUCUGUUAUAAAACAGUUGUGAUUUG
Molecule: messenger RNA, 1297 nt
Organism: Arabidopsis arenosa
Lineage: Eukaryota; Viridiplantae; Streptophyta; Magnoliopsida; Brassicales; Brassicaceae
Source: the annotation of a GenBank genome assembly